Molecule: messenger RNA, 949 nt
Organism: Anguilla anguilla (European eel)
Lineage: Eukaryota; Metazoa; Chordata; Actinopteri; Anguilliformes; Anguillidae
Product: homeobox protein otx5
Exons: 3
Coding region: 38-949 (303 amino acids)
Biological process (GO): multicellular organism development; regulation of transcription by RNA polymerase II
Cellular component (GO): nucleus
Molecular function (GO): DNA-binding transcription factor activity, RNA polymerase II-specific; RNA polymerase II cis-regulatory region sequence-specific DNA binding
Source: RefSeq, a predicted model, not a curated record
GGAGAGAGAGAGAGCGUUUAAUAGAGCCGGCACAGGCAUGAUGUCUUACAUUAAGCAGCCUCAUUACGCCGUGAACGGGUUAACUCUGUCCGGCACGGGCAUGGACCUGCUACACUCCGCAGUAGGAUACCCGAGCUGUGCUUCUCCGUGCGUUGCAGACACCCCGCGGAAACAGCGCCGGGAGCGGACCACCUUCACUCGCGCCCAGCUGGACAUCCUGGAGGCGCUGUUCGCCAAGACGCGCUACCCUGACAUCUUCAUGAGGGAGGAGGUGGCCCUCAAAAUCAACCUGCCCGAAUCCCGCGUGCAGGUGUGGUUCAAGAACCGUCGCGCCAAAUGCCGCCAGCAGCAGCAGCAGAGCAGCGGGCAGUCCAAGCCCCGCCCGCCCAAAAAGAAAGCCUCCCCAGCCCGGGAGGCCGGCUCGGAGCCCAACGCCUCCGUCAACGGGCCCUACAGCCCAGCGCCGCCUCCCCCGGGCACCGCCAUCACCCCCAGCUCCAGCAGCGCCAGCGCCACCGUGUCCAUCUGGAGCCCGGCCUCCAUCUCGCCGCUGCAGGACCCGCUGUCCGCCUCCACCACGCCCUGCAUGCAGCGCUCCACCGCCUACCCCAUGACCUACAGCCAGGCGCCGGCCUACAGCCAGAGCUACGGAGGCUCCUCCUCCUACUUCACCGGCCUGGACUGCAGCUCUUACCUCUCGCCCAUGCACCCGCAGCUGUCUGCCACAGGGGGCGCCCUCAGCCCCAUCUCUGCCUCCUCUAUGGGCGGGCCCCUGAGCCAGUCUCCAGCCUCCCUCUCCUCCCAGGGCUACACUGCCGCCUCCCUGGGCUUCGGUGCCGUCGACUGCCUGGACUACAAGGACCAAGCUGCCUCUUGGAAGCUCAACUUCAAUGCGGCAGACUGCCUGGACUACAAAGACCAGAACUCCUGGAAGUUCCAGGUCUUGUAG